AUGACAGCCACAGAGAUUUUAGCCAUGCUUAGAAUGCUUGACGAUGAGGAGUCUGAUGGAGGAGCAGGUAACGUUACGGAUAGGGACAGCGAUGUCUCUUGGUCCCUAGACAGUUCAUCCAGCGCUGAGAGUGAUUCAGAUAAUGAAUUCAUUCCCCGUCGAAAAAAGAGCCGGCUGGACAUCUCCGAUCCUGGAACUGACCUUGUUCCAUCGGAUAAUAUUCCAGAUUUGGGUGAAGACAGAGGAAGGCGACAAUGCCAAAAUGUAAUAACUGAAGCGGCAGGCCCCACAGCGCACGCCAAGCGCAAUAUUGAAGAUGCCCUUACAGCCUUUUUGUGUUUGGUGGAUGAUGGCAUGCUGAAACACAUCAGGGACUGCACUGUGGCUGAGGCCCAUCGAGUCAAGGAGGACAACCUAUGGGACAUGACAAUUGAAGAGCUAAAAGCCUUCAUUAGUUUAAUUUACAUUCGUGGCGCGCAAGGUGGAAAAGGGAUGGAUUUGGCGACCUUUUGGUCAGCCGAGUGGGGCUGCGCUUUUUUCAAGGAGACCAUGUCCCGAAACAGCUUUCAGGAAAUAAUGCGAUUCCUUCGUUUCGACAAAAGGGAAACCCGACGCACACGCUUGCGAGACAACAAGUUUGCCCUUAUGAGUGAUGUUUGGGAUAAAUUUGUCCAAAACUGCAUCGCCUGCUACAAGCCUGGUGCCGACAUCACUGUGGAUGAGCAGCUAUUCCCUACAAAAUCAAGGUGCAGUUUCAUACAGUAUAUUGCAAACAAACCGGACAAAUUCGGAAUCAAAUUCUGGCUUGCUGCGGAUGUCGACACCAAAUAUAUGGUAAACGGUGCACCUUAUCUGGGCAAAGACGAGACGAGGAGGCCAGGUCAACGACUUGCAGACAGUGUGGUGCUGAAAAUGGUCGACCCAUACCUGGGGAAGGGAAGAAAUGUGACCACCGACAAUUUUUUUACUUCUUUUGAAUUGGCAAAGGCACUUCAGGCCAAGAAAACCAGCUUGGUUGGCACGGUAAACAAGAGCAGACGAGAGCUCCCCCCGUGCGUAAAGGCGCAAAAGCCGCUGUUCAGCACAGAGGUGCUGAAAAGUGGCGAUGCAACACUGACCGUGUAUCAGGGCAAAAAAAAAAAGAAUGUCUGCAUCCUCAGCACUGUCCACACAGCUGUUGGCAUCACAAGUGGCCAGAAAAGAAAGCCAGAGACGGUAACAUCCUACAACAAGACCAAGGUAGGAGUAGACGUUCUAGAUCAAAUGGCUAGAAAAUAUUCAGUAAAAGCACCCUCCCGUAGAUGGCCAGUAGCUGUGUUCUAUAACAUCCUCGACCUGGCUGCAAUCAACGCACACAUAUUGUACAAUAAGUGCACAAAUGAGCAUGUUUCGCGGAGGGACUUCAUCACGCGACUGGCGAGCGAACUUCGUUCCGACCACAUGGGAUCAAAAACCUCACAACUGGUGGUGCGAGAGCCAGGACCCGGGCAGGAGCAGCAGCAGAUGGAGAGAAGGCGGCAGUGCCAAGUAAGGAGGAACUGCAAACAAAAUAAAACCAAGGAGACAUGUGCCAAAUGUCGUAAAGUGGUGUGUGGGAGCUGCACACGAAAGGCGGUGUUUACCUGUGUGGACUGUGCGUAA
Molecule: messenger RNA, 1641 nt
Organism: Rhinichthys klamathensis goyatoka
Lineage: Eukaryota; Metazoa; Chordata; Actinopteri; Cypriniformes; Leuciscidae
Product: piggyBac transposable element-derived protein 3-like
Exons: 2
Coding region: 1-1641 (546 amino acids)
Source: RefSeq, a predicted model, not a curated record